GCCGGGACGCGGGGAGGGGAGGGUGCUGGUUACAGUUUGAUUUCCCCUUCUCAGGUCUCCAGUCAGCGGCGGGGCUUUUCCUCUCUCCGCGGUGUUGAGGAAAAGGAGAGGUCCGAGGCAGAAGGGGGGAUGACAUGCAUGUGUCCGGCCUGCUAACCUCGCUGACGACUCGCGCACUAACCGACAGCCCGCCCUCACAACAUGACGGAUGUACUGUACACUGGUCCGAUCCCGGCCGAGCGAGGGGGCGAGCCGGCCAUGGGGGGAGGUCGCAGCGAGACCUCGGCACUGAGCGGGACGGGAGGGGGGCGGGGCGUGACCCCUACCCAGAAUUCCCAACGGCCCAACGCCUGCUGCUUCUGCUGGUGCUGCUGUUGCAGCUGCUCAUGUCUCACUGUCAGGAAUGAAGAGGAGAGGCGGAGGCGGAGGAGGAGGAAGAGAAUAUCACAGGACACCAAGAUGGAAUCCAUACCAAACUGUGAAGCUUGCACCAAACCCUCGGUGGAAGAGAUCCGGCUCUGGUCUCAGUCCUUCGACAAGCUGAUGAGGAACCCGGCGGGCCGGAAUGUUUUCCGGGAGUUCCUGCGGACGGAGUACAGCGAGGAGAACAUGCUGUUCUGGCUGGCCUGCGAAGACCUCAAACAGGAGAUCAACAAGAGCGCCAUCGAGGAGAAAGCGCGCUCCAUCUAUGAGGACUAUAUUUCCAUAUUGUCGCCAAAAGAGGUGAGUCUGGACGCCCGGGUUCGAGAGGUGAUCAACAGGAAGAUGCAGGACCCGACGCCUCACGCGUUUGAGGACGCCCAGCUGCAGAUCUACACGCUGAUGCACAGGGACUCCUACCCACGAUUCCUCUCCUCCAGCAUCUACAAGUCGCUCAUUCACGGCGGCUCGCGUACCUCCUCUGAAUCGUAGUCCCACACCACCUCCACCUCCUCCUCUGAUCUUACAGGAUUGAUGCCAGACCAUUUCAUUGCCUCUGUCGCGCACUCCCCCCUGUCCAAAACUUUCCAAAAGUUAUCAGACUCCUCCUCAGUUCAUUUCUCCUUUUCUCAGAAUCCAAAAUCUCUCCAAUUACUGCCAAGACUUUCUUCUCUUUUUCUUUUCUCUUCCCCCUUUCCCCCUAACCUUUUAGUACUGUUGCCAAGACCACCCCUCUUCUCCUUUCCCCUCGUUUCGUCUCUUCUCUCCAGCUGACUCCUCUCUUCUGUAUUCCAUCUGUUCUCUCUUUCUUCCUUUUUGCUCUUUUUCCUUUCUUUUCCCCCGAUACAUUCUCUUCUCCUCUCCAGUCUAGUGUCAAGUGUCUUACAAGGCCUUGAAAAACAAGAAAACAACAAAGCAUUAAACUAAGUGUUCAACAUUU
Xiphias gladius (swordfish) is the source of this 1360-nucleotide messenger RNA. It is a transcript of the gene rgs19, whose product is annotated as regulator of G protein signaling 19. The transcript is spliced from 6 exons. The coding region runs from base 202 to 912 and encodes 236 amino acids. NCBI's taxonomy places the organism in Eukaryota, Metazoa, Chordata, Actinopteri, Istiophoriformes, Xiphiidae. The record is from RefSeq and is a predicted model, not a curated record.